This is a messenger RNA of Schistosoma curassoni, 822 nucleotides long. The record is from the annotation of a GenBank genome assembly. NCBI's taxonomy places the organism in Eukaryota, Metazoa, Platyhelminthes, Trematoda, Strigeidida, Schistosomatidae.
AUGAACUGCAGGAUCGUUGAGGGAAUGAUUUGCACUGCAAUUGAUUCAGAAGUGAACUGUCCGUGUGAUGAAUGCAAAAAGAGACAUUUUUCUAAUGGAAUUUCUUUCUUCUUCCUGAAAAAUAAAUUCUGGGUCGAAACUGUUUCUGAAGAAGAGUUGUUUCUAAGAUUAAAGACUCUUAAUCCACAGUUUGAAUUUCAGCGUGAUACCCUCCGCCACACUAUUCGUGAUUGCUUUGAUUUUGGAAAAGUGGUAGCUGAUAUCCAGGUUCGCACAGACAUAUGUAGUGUUUCUUUUCAGUACACCUUUGGAGAAUCUGUAAUAAAUUGGACUAGUGAUGCUGUUGUUCCUGUUUCUUCUGUGUUGCAUUAUCAUGUUGUUUUGCCACUUUCAUUUGCACUAGAAUCACUUUGUAAAAAGCAAGAUUUACUCAAUAACAAGUUAUUGGCUCUAAAUCAUCAUACAAAUCGGCUUCAUGAAAAACUAAUGCUUCCAAUGGGUGAGGAUAUGAAAAAAGAAGACGUGGAUCUGGAUUUUAGUUAUUCAUAUAACUUUUCAACAGGCUUACUUUCUUCGUCCUCUACUCAACAUCUUUUUUGUGAGGCAUCUAAACAUUUAUUCACUUCUAAAAUUCAAAAUAUGUGUGUUUCUCCGAUACAACAGAAACAGCCUACACGUGGGAUAAUAUCAAGUAAUCCAAACACCAAAGAUGUUCAGGAAACAGAAGAGAAACGAAGAAAUGAAUUACAGAAAAAGUUGGCGGAUAAACUGGGGAAGUCCAAAAGUAAAGAACUGAAAAAACAUGGGAUAUUUCGAAAGUGA